Molecule: messenger RNA, 513 nt
Organism: Phlebotomus argentipes
Lineage: Eukaryota; Metazoa; Arthropoda; Insecta; Diptera; Psychodidae
Exons: 1
Coding region: 1-501 (166 amino acids)
Source: RefSeq, a predicted model, not a curated record
AUGGAGCAAAAGAGGAAUUACUCACAUCUCCCGGAUCUCGAGAGGGAGGGAGUGUUCAUCAAGAGCUUGCCUCAGCCACCAGAAGCGGACGCCAAGGCGUGGAAAGAGAAACUCCCGCCCAGCAAGCGAGUGUUCUUCCACCAAACGCUCAGUUCUGCUCGCCACUCUGCCGUCUUCCGAGAGUUUGGCAACACUCCCAGAGACUCUCUCGAUAUGGUGCUGGACUCCUGCUACAAUCACAGUGACGACUUGUGGCACACAAAGUCCCAGACACACGUUCAGCCCGAAACCUGUGGUCAAACGACAUUUCGCCGCCUACGAAACUCUGUGGAUUCACCAGCGCCGAAGUCUCAGCCUCUGAGUCAUCCACUCUGCAUUGGUGGCAUCACCGAGAGGAUCUCUCCGCACAGCGUCAAGCUGAUCCACAGCGGUCCCCACACGCCCCUCACGAAUCCAGGCUACUCGCGACAGACCAGCGACGGCAACUUCUUCAACUAUUAAAACACCCAAUAA